This is a messenger RNA of Labrus mixtus (cuckoo wrasse), 5874 nucleotides long. It is a transcript of the gene scaf8, whose product is annotated as SR-related CTD-associated factor 8. The transcript is spliced from 20 exons. Gene Ontology annotation, cellular component: nucleus. Bases 119 to 4495 code for a protein of 1458 amino acids. Gene Ontology annotation, molecular function: RNA binding. NCBI's taxonomy places the organism in Eukaryota, Metazoa, Chordata, Actinopteri, Labriformes, Labridae. The record is from RefSeq and is a predicted model, not a curated record.
UGCGCCAUAUUGGCAGUCUCCUCCAUCUCACCAGCCCGUCGAGCAUGCAUGUCUCGAACCGGUUAUUGAGGAGAUAUCUAUAAAUAUUCACAGUAUCCCGUGAGCCGAAUACAACACAAUGGAGGCCGUCAAAGCAUUUAACAACGAGCUGUACUCGUUGAAUGAGUACAAGCCACCCAUCUCCAAGGCCAAGAUGACACAGAUCACCAAGUCUGGAAUCAAGGCUAUAAAAUUUUACAAGCACGUUGUCCAGAGCGUGGAGAAGUUCAUACAAAAGUGCAAACCAGAAUACAAGGUCCCAGGGCUGUAUGUCAUCGACUCCAUCGUCAGACAGUCGCGACACCAGUUUGGAACAGAGAAGGAUGUUUUUGCUCCGCGCUUCAGCAAGAACAUCAUUCCAACGUUUCAGCACCUCUACCGGUGCCCUUCAGAUGACAAGAGCAAGAUAGUGCGAGUUUUGAACCUGUGGCAAAAGAAUGCGGUAUUCAAAAGUGACAUCAUCCAGCCUCUGUUGGACAUGGCUGCAGGGAUUCUACCUCCCAGUGUCACACCUGUCAUGCCCAGCAGUGCUGCUCCUGUCAAUAACACUACACCUGGCACACCACCUACCCCGGCAACCCCUGCUAACAUAGUCCAGGGUCUGCCUGAUUGGGCUUCCCAGAUUACCAACACAGACACUGUUGCUGCAGUGGCACAGAUCCUACAGAGUCCCCAGGGACAACAGCUGCAGCAGCUGGUACAGAGUCUACAGUUGCAGCAGCAGAAGCCCCAGCCCUCCCUGCUGCAGGCCUUGGAUGCUGGCCUGGUGGUGCAGUUGCAAGCUCUGACAGCUCAACUUACUGCUGCUGCUACUGCAAAUAGCCUCAACCCCCUGGAGCAGCGGGUCUCCUCUUUUAAUAAGAAGCUCCUGGGCCCUUUCGAUUUUGGAAAUGAUUCUGAACGUGGUGAAGAAUCUAAAAAGGACGCAUCCUCAUCUCAAAUGCCCAUGGUGUCAGAGCCCAUCAACAGCUCUCUCUUCCAUCAGCUGGCGGAACAGCUUCAACAGCAGAAUCUGGAGCAGUUUCAGAAGCAGCUUUUAGAGCACCAGCAGCACCAGCAGAAGGCAUUAAGUUUGGAAGGGCAGGACUCAAUCUUUGGGCAAGAGAACUCUGUUUCAUCUGCUCAGGGUAGCAGUCAGCAGCAGCUUUCUGAGCAAGAGAACAAGGUGGAUGACUCGAUAGACAACCAGCAGCAGGACAUGGAUCUUGAUGAGGGCCCUGAUGGUAUGGAGGAAGAGAUUUUUGAUGCAGAUGAGAAGAAGAUUGGAAGCACACGUUCCAGAACACGCUCAAGGUCGCGCUCCAGGUCUCCCAAGAGGAGACGGUCCAGGUCCCGCUCUGGCUCACGCAAACGUAAACACCGCAAGAGGUCACGCUCGCGCUCCAGAGACCGCAAGAGAAAGUCGUCUCGUUCUUACUCAAGUGAAAGACGUGCUCGAGAGCGGGAGAAGGAGCGGCAGAAGAAGGGACUGCCUCCCAUCAGAUCCAAGACUCUAAGCGUGUGCAGCACAACUCUGUGGGUGGGCCAGGUGGACAAAAAGGCCACUCAGCAGGACCUCACCAACUUAUUUGAAGAGUUUGGUCAGAUUGAGUCUAUCAAUAUGAUCCCUCCUAGAGGCUGUGCCUACAUCUGUAUGGUCCACAGACAGGAUGCAUACCGUGCCCGCCAGAAGCUCAGCACCGGCUCCUUUAAGAUUGGCUCCAAAAUCAUCAAAAUUGCAUGGGCUCUGAACAAGGGGGUAAAGCAAGAGUACAAGCAGUUUUGGGAUGUAGAUCUUGGCGUCACCUACAUACCGUGGGAGAAGGUGAAGCUGGAUGACCUUGAUGGCUUUGCUGAAGGAGGGAUCAUUGACCAGGAGACAGUUAAUGAUGAAUGGGAAGCAGCGAAGAACGCUGAGCCAGUUAAGGAAGUUGUUAGUCUGCCAGUAAGCGCUGAGACUACGGCAGCAUCUAACACCCAGACUGAGACCUACAACCAGCAGGUCACCAUGAUGCCUGUGCAGCUGCCAGUAGCCCAAGCUGUUCCCAGUGCUGUAGGUUUGGUACCUCCGAACUUUUCUGUCGCCAUGGGCAUACCUCCGCCAGGCUAUGGGCCCCCACCACCCUUCAUAAGAGCCGGCUUUAAUACUUCGCAGCCUCCACCAGGUUUCAUGCAGGCAGCACAGGCAGGAGGAAUGGCCACAGCAGCUACUUCUCUUGUGCAGCCCUCAGUGGCAACCAGCCAAGAAUCUAUGAAGGAUUCACCAUUUGGCGCUAUGAUUCCUCCGACCAACACUAUUCCUGGUGGCUUCAUGGCCUCAGCCAUCACUGGAAGUGUUUUCAACCCAUUGGGAGUCCAAACUCAGCAAGCCACUAAUGACAAGACAGUCCAGUCUGUAGACGGUAUGGAUGCUGCUGCAGAGCUUACACUGCAAGGCAUGCAGAAUGCAGUCCGAAGUGGGAUGGGUCUCCUUGGCAUGCAUCCUACAUCCCUCACACACCCGCUGCAUCACUCUGGUCUGGCUGGCCAUAGGAUGCCUGGCCUGCUGCCUCUUGAUGUGCGGCCUAACCUCCUCCAACCUGGGGCUGCUGCCCGCUUCCCGCUUCUAAUGCAGCAGGGACAAGCCCAGCAGGCCGCUAGCCUCCUCGAGAGUUCCCUCCAGGCCCAAGCCCGUGCCAGGGCUCCUUUCUCUCAGCUGGACCCAUUCAACAGGGCCCCCAAUUUACCCAAUGAAAAUGUAUCCAAAACAGAAGAUGAGUCAUCUGGAGCUGAUGAGGGCAAGGACCAGGACUACCGCUUCCCUCCAAUGGAGAAACAGAGCACUGGCCUGCUGAGGACCCCUCCACCUGAGCACAGGGAGCCUCUUGCAGGUGGUGGUGGAGGACCAGGAGGUGGUGGAGGAGGCAGGCCUCCAUUGCUCCAGACUCCAGGGACUCAGCCUGCAAGAACCAGCUUAGUUGGACGUCUUCAAGCUCUUGCAGGCUUCACCCCUGAUAACCGCUGGAGCCAGACCAGGGGAGACUUUGAUGAACGGGAUAGUAUGCGAGGGGGGCCACAGGCCCCAGGUGGCCCAAAGGGCUUCCAGGAAGAGCGUCCCACACCGGGGCAGAACUUCUCCAACCGCUUUGAGAGCCGUCCUGGGACAGCCGGAGGAGCAGCUGUGGUUCCAGGAAAUGCUGGGGCUACUGGAGGGCCACAGGCCUGGAACCGGGGUGGUGCUGCUGCUGCUGCUGCAGCGCCGUUCGACAAUGAAUUACAUCAAGACCUAGAUGAACGAAGGCGCCCAUGGGACAGGCAAAGAGACAGAGAUGAGAGAGAUUUUGACUUCAGAAGGGAGAUGAAUGGAAACCGCCACAGCCGAGAGAGAGAACGGGAGCGUGAGAGGGACAGAGACAGAGACAGAGAGCGAGCCCGAGAUCGCGUCAGAGAGCAGGAACGUGACAGAGAUCGUGACAAAGAAAGAGAUCGUGAGAGAGAACAUGAACGAGGGGGCUGGACUCCUCUCCUCCCUCUUCCAACACCUCUGCUCCCAACUCCACCUCUCAAUCCUAACUUGUCCCUGAGUCAAGGCAAACUGCUUGCACCUCUUAAAUUAAACCCCCAGAUUCAGCCCAGAUUUCAGUCCCCACUUCUGCCUCAAGCUCAGACAAAGCCCUCUCUCUUAGGCCUAAAUCAGCCACUGCCUCAGGCCCAGAUUAAGUCUCCUCCAUCACAGAGCCAAGCAGCUGUGGCAGAACCAGAGUCGGAAACCCCAGCUCUGUCUGAGACGCCUCCAACACAGUCACCAACCCCUGCCCAAUCACCUGACCUUUCAUCAGACAGCAAGGGUCAGAGCCCAGAGACUGAGGCUCCCAUCCAGGCUGAGUCAUCUCCGCCACCCGAAAUCCCUCCACAAUCCCCAACCCAGCCUAUACCUCAGUCCCCUUCCAAAACCUCCAAUUCUCCAGACAGUGAGACCCCAUGCCAAGACUCCCCGCUGAUUGAGGCCUCAUCCCACGACUCUCCUGUGGCCUUCACUCAAGCUGCCAGCCCCCCUGAAGAGAUGACCCACUCUCUGGAGGAGCAGGAAAGCCCACAGAAGGAUGAGGAGGAGUCACAAGAUAGACCUUCCUCACCACAGUGGGUCAAUGGAUCUGGUACAGACAAUAGCACUGUGGCUGAACUUACACCUGAGGCCUCCCUUGAGCCCUCACCUGAGGCAUCUCCUAAACCCUCUCCUGAGCCCACUCAAGAACCCUCUCCUGGUUCUGUGCUCCCUGAAAGAGAGGAGGAAGAGGAGGAGGAGGAGGAGGAGGAGGAGCAGCAGCAGCAGCAGCAGCAGGAGGAGGAUGAGGAGGAUGAGGAGCUGGAGGAUGAGGAGGAGGAGGAGGAGCAGCUUGGCUCUCCUGAGGACUUAGACAAUGAACAGAGUGAGCCCAUGGAGGAAACUGCGAGUCAGCCUGUGGUAGACACUGUCACAGACACUGAGGGGACAUAAUCAUCACUCAGUAGGUAAAAGAUCAUUUUGUAAAGUUGUCUCUUCUUCUCUGUACUCAUGUCAGCAAUCCACCACCACCACACGGGACAUGGUGAAUACAGACUCACAUCAGUUAUCGUCUGAUAACCAAUAACAAAUGAUUUUAUCUCUCACAAAUACCAGUGUACUUAAUAGAGGACUCAUUAGCUGAUUUAUUGAUAGACUAUUUUCUUUGUUUUAUUUCCUUUUUCCUUUUUUUAAGUUGUAUUGCCGCCCACCCGUUUUAAUUAAUCUAAGCUUGACGAAUUUUAUUGAAUUGCCUACCAAAAUGUUUCAAUUGUAUAUGGGGUAAAUUAGCUUUGACCUUCCUAUGGAAGAGAGUAAGAAAUCCUGGGUGUUUGACAAUGGAUACAGACCUUGAAAACAGCAGCUGCUGGCUCCAUUUCUGUCUACUCUUCUUUUAAAAUGCUGCUGCAAAGUUUUCAAUGAACACUUUUGUGGUGACCUACAAUGCUUUCUGUUUCGAAGAAGAACAUAUAGCCUGCAUACAGGGAGACCAGUAUGGCUGCUAUAAUUGGAAUAAAGGAACAUUUUUAAACUGAAAACAUGGAAAUGUGCUCCCAAAAUAAAUGUCUGUAAUUUGUUUCCAAUUAUACAGUAAACAUGAACAGAAAAUGCCAGGGGGGAAAAAAAAGAAAAUCAACAGAGGGAUAUGCUUAUGUUGAGUACCUAUUGUUUUAGUUUGAAAUAAACAUGCUUUGUCUGUUUAAAAAAAAAUGUUGCUUUAGGACUGUUUUCUGACCCAGGACCAGCGGAAACUCAGACUGCUAUACAGACUCGUACACAUUGUGUGCUGUCUCUUCAGUCGAUUUGAUGUUCUCGUAACUCAAGUUGCUGCUAUACUUUCCAUCCACAGAGCACUUUGGUGGAUGCAACAGUGGGAUUUGUAGUUUUUAGUUUGUGAUGACCUCUGACUAUGUUUCUUUAAGCUUUUGUUGUGUGACUGUUGAGGAUGGGAUUGUGCCUUUUUGAACGGAUUUGACUUUCAUGAUGCUACCCAACACUACCGUGCGAUACACCAGACUGUGCUUGCAACUCAGUAUCUGAUAGCUCUAUAAACACAAUGCUAUCAGCGCAGAAAUUGACUGGCCUACCGUUUGAAUAGUAGCUAGGCAGUUUGUACAGCACUCACCUAGAGCAGAACACGUCUAUUUACUCCAUCGUUCUGUGCAUGCAGGCCUGUAGCCACGUUUUAACUCUCCUGUCUCUCUUGUUCAUUUCAUACUUGUAGUGCUUUUCUGUUGAGACAUACUGCUAGAAAUCCAUAGUCUGCUGUUCUCUCAGACCAAAUGUCUACUACAGGAGUUGUGAUGUUGAAUAAAAGUUGAAGGUGCAUCAGA